CCAGAGCAGACAAGAGCUAAGAGACAGUUUGCAAUCCAUGAUGGUGGCGGCUGGAUGUACAGUAAAGCUAUAAAGACAGUUGCAGCUCUGAGAGAUAUAAGGAAGAGACAGUUCCAGUUGUAAGAGUGAAGCAGAGACAGCUAAAAGACAGCAGACAGCCCCAAUGACACAGCUGUAAAAGACACUCUAGGGACUGGGACAGUCUCACAAGUGAAAUAGACUUCCAGAUCUUGUAUGCAGAAAGCAGAGACAGCUUGAGCUCAUAGGGACAGAGGGCAAAGACAGUGCCAUAGCUCUGAGAGACAGUCCCAGACUGGGAAUAGCCCCAAGUGUCUCAAGCAGAAGAGACAAACCCAGAGCCCCGAUCUGUUAUACACAAUAAGCAGAGACACAAGGCUAAGCCCAUAGUUCUGGUGCUACUUAUGUAAGAGAGACUCGGAAAAAAGAGACAGUCCAAGCAACAGUGAGAGACAGAGGACAUGAGGGAGAGGAGGGAGUAUAUUCACAUGCUGUAAAGCGAUGCUGAAACGCAGCACUGAGGUUACACGAGGAGCUACCGCCAUCUAGUGAUCACAUGUUAUUACUGCAGCAUUUUACAGCGGGCUGCCUUUGUUGGAACAUGUAAAUCCACUCACAAAGAGGAAUUCAUUUAUUUUCGGUGUGUGUGGUCAUGAAGACAAAAGGAGACUUAUCAAGGAGAGAAGCAUCUGGAGUCUUGAGCUGGGACACUUUCUGCCACCAUCUGUGAGAGCAAUCAGCUUCCACCUCACAAACUCUUCCAUAAACCUGCAGGCAAUCAGCUUUUAAAGCAUACCAAAUAUUUCAGAGAUUUCCCUUUGGUAAUGGAUUUGUCCCCCAGAUAAGAGACGUUUGGACUUGUUAAAAGAGAUAAAGCAUUGACUGAACCAUGGAUCUUCUGCAGCCCUCCAAUAGACUGGUGCGGUUAUACAGAGAGUACCAGAACAAUGAAGUCAUCUCUCUGCACUAUAACUUCACCGGGAAGCUCAACACCAGUAGGUACAAGGGUGGACUAAAGGCCGAGGCAGUAUUCUUUUUGGUAGUUUGUGUCUUCAUUGUCUUGGAGAACCUCAUCGUGCUCUUGGCCCUCUGGCGCAACAAGAAAUUUCAUUCCCCCAUGUUUUAUCUCCUGGGGAACCUGACGCUGUCGGACCUUCUGGCUGGUGUGGCAUACAUGGUCAACAUUCUGAUGUCUGGUGCCAACACGUUGCGCCUUACUCCUGCCUUGUGGUUUGUUAGGGAGGGAGGCGUCUUUAUCACAUUAACUGCCUCAAUAUUUAGCCUUCUGGCGAUUGCGAUAGAACGUCACAUUACUAUGGUUCGGAUGAAACACUACAGCGGGGACAAGAAGGGUCGCAUGGCCUUGCUCAUUGCAGCGGCUUGGCUUGUCUCAAUCCUAUUAGGGGUGUUGCCAAUACUGGGUUGGAACUGCAUCAGCAACCUCCAGUCUUGCUCAACCAUUCUACCUUUGUACUCAAAGAACUAUCUUCUAGUCUGCAUAAGCAUCUUCCUGGCCAUUCUCAUAUCCAUCGUGGUGCUCUAUCUCCGAAUAUACAGAAUUGUCAAGGUCAACAGCCAGCGCCUUGGCACCCUCCGUAAGGGGACCCUGAAAAAGUCCCAAAAGUACAUGGCCCUGCUGAAAACUGUCACCAUUGUUGUGGGAACUUUUAUUAUGUGCUGGCUUCCUCUCUUUGUUCUUUUUCUGUUUGACGUAUCAUGUGAGGUCAAUGCCUGCUCUAUUCUCUUAAAGGCAGACUACUUCCUUGGCCUGGCCAUGAUCAACUCUUUCCUGAACCCAAUUAUCUACACGCUCACCAGCCGUGAUAUCAGGAGGGCGAUCCUUAAACUGGUUUUCUGUCUAUGCCUAUCAUCUGAUGAAGGAGAGGGCAGCCGCAGGCUUUGGUUCCUUCCAGUAAUAGAGGGAAGCACAAGCAAAUCUGAGAAGUCUUCCCACAAACAUGAAGCUCUAGAAACCACUGUAUCAUCGGGAAAUGGGACCCCCACCCCAGUGAAGUAUCUUAUGCCCAAAAAUUUGGAUUACUGAGCCCAUUUGGAUUUUAAAACUUGAUGUGAAGGACACACAGAAGGUGGAAGUGUAGUGGAGAAUUGCACAGCAUGAAGGAUGGUUGAUAUACCUAGAACGUUACAUAAUGAAGGAUGAAGAUAUACCUAGAACUUGAACCUUUAUUGCAAAGGUAGAGCUUGAGGCAUGGUAUACAGUAAAUACCUGGAACUUUAUAGCAAAAGGUGAUUCCUAGAAAGUGCGUGCUGGUUACAUAGUGGAAAGACUAAUGUUCCUAUAACGAUAGAGCUUUAAAAUGUGCUCAGGUAUUGAGAACAACAGUCUCCAUAGAGUACCCAAUGAGGGAAGUCAGGGUCUUUAGAAUGAUGUAGGUUUCAUAAAUCAAUCAUAAAAGAGAGAGAUCCUUAGAACUUUCAGAAUGCAGUAGGGUAAAAUGCCCCAAAACUUACUAUAGCCCCAUUGGAAUAUCAGCCUGAGGGUGUGUGAAGCAGUAGCAGCUCUUUAGGAUGGUUUUAACCUUAAAGUGAUUUAGCACAGAGUGUUAGUGAGACACAAGUGUAUAUUUUGUAUAUAUUAUUUGUAUAUAAAACACUGAGUGGAUUGUUACAUAUGACUGGGACUGAUGUGUUCAUUAUGCUCUAUGCAAAUAUUAUCAUAUGGUUUUUAUCCUACAUCCUACACAAUAGCUGCUACUUAUAGAUGGCGGGGAAACAAUUUCAUUGCUUCCAAUUGGGUCUGUUAGUCUUAUUUGUUGCAUCUAAAGAACAACUGAGAAGCCCUGAUGGCUGUAGGUUAAGAAUCAGAAAAUGCCAAAACCACAAUGCAAACACAACAUGUGUAAAUAAUUAUGUAUAUAUGAAUAUAUUCAAUGUAAAUAAAUAAAUGGAUAUGUUGUUGGAUGAA
This is a messenger RNA of Xenopus laevis (African clawed frog), 2944 nucleotides long. It is a transcript of the gene s1pr5.S, whose product is annotated as sphingosine-1-phosphate receptor 5 S homeolog. Gene Ontology annotation, molecular function: sphingosine-1-phosphate receptor activity; G protein-coupled receptor activity. NCBI's taxonomy places the organism in Eukaryota, Metazoa, Chordata, Amphibia, Anura, Pipidae. The record is from RefSeq and is a predicted model, not a curated record. Gene Ontology annotation, biological process: G protein-coupled receptor signaling pathway; sphingosine-1-phosphate receptor signaling pathway; signal transduction. The transcript is spliced from 2 exons. Gene Ontology annotation, cellular component: membrane; plasma membrane. Bases 908 to 2062 code for a protein of 384 amino acids.